UAAAACGGCAGUGUUUAAUCACGCACUAUAGAAAAGGAGGGGGGACCUUCGCAUUACCAAAAAUCAUACCAGAAGGAUAGAGAUCGGAACCUCCCCCAAAAUUAGUUUCUGAUUCCCACGAGAAGCAUACAAAAUGUCUUCAUUGGCAGCAGCAAGAGCUGAUAAUUUCUACUACCCCCCAGAAUGGACUCCAGAACAGGGUUCCUUGAACAAGUUUCAUGGUCAGCAUGCUCUCAGGGAGAGAGCAAAAAAGAUAAACCAGGGCAUUUUGAUAAUCAGGUUCGAGAUGCCAUUCAAUAUAUGGUGUGGUGGUUGCAAUUCCAUGAUUGCAAAGGGUGUUCGGUUCAACGCAGAGAAAAAGCAAGUGGGGAACUAUUAUUCAACAAAGAUAUGGAGCUUCACCAUGAAAUCUGCAUGCUGCAAACAUGAAAUUGUUAUUCAGACAGAUCCAAAAAAUUGUGAAUAUGUGAUUAUUAGUGGGGCACAACGGAAGACUGAGGAUUUUGAUGUUGAGGAUGCAGAGACAUUUGCACUUCCUGCAGAUGAAGAAAGGGGUAAGCUAGCGGAUCCAUUUUAUCGUCUUGAGCAUCAGGAAGAGGAUCUGCAGAAGAAGAAAGAAGCUGAGCCAGUACUAGUUCGGCUUCAACGAGUAUCUGAUGCCAGACAUUCCGAUGACUAUGCUCUUAACAAGGCUCUUCGAUCCCGACUUAGAAGUCAGAAGAAAAGAGUUGCUGAAGAAGAGGUUGCUUCAAGGAAAAUGGGACUUGGCAUACGGCUGCUUCCAACUACAAAAGAAGAUUCUGCUGCCGCAGCAAAUGUGAAGUUCUCUUCAAAGUUUGACAAAAAUAGAAAGGAUAAGCGAGCAUUAAUUCAUGCAACUUCAAUCUUUCCAGAAUCUUAUGGGGCCUCCUUUUCCAAUAAGAAGCGUUUGGAGCUAGAAGCCAAGAGAAGGAAAAUCAGUGCGGCUGCAGUAUCUAACAUGCUGACAGGUGGAUUUAAGCCAUCUUCAUGGUCGCAGUGUAAGAAACAGCACAAGUGAAGAAUUGAAUAAAUUCGACAUAUUUAGCUACGAGUUUUAUGUGAUUGGAUUUAAUAUAUUUGUGUGAAAUCUUUCCACCCUGAUCUUUGCCUGCGCUAGAUGGCAUUCGAUCAUGUACAUAGAGAGUCUACUGUUUUAUUCUCCUUUUCUGCUGGCUCUUGUGUCUAUGUUGCCGACAAAGGCUAUAGCAAGCUUUUCGGUGUUAUAUGCAGUUUGUGAUGUCCAACAGGGAAAUGAAAUAGAAUGGCAAUUUUCACGACA
Manihot esculenta (cassava) is the source of this 1300-nucleotide messenger RNA. Its product is annotated as coiled-coil domain-containing protein 130. Gene Ontology annotation, cellular component: U2-type spliceosomal complex; post-mRNA release spliceosomal complex. Lineage: Eukaryota; Viridiplantae; Streptophyta; Magnoliopsida; Malpighiales; Euphorbiaceae. Gene Ontology annotation, biological process: mRNA splicing, via spliceosome. Bases 134 to 1039 code for a protein of 301 amino acids. The record is from RefSeq and is a predicted model, not a curated record. The transcript is spliced from 6 exons.